Cyprinodon variegatus (sheepshead minnow) is the source of this 690-nucleotide messenger RNA. RefSeq lists its product as uncharacterized. The coding region runs from base 1 to 690 and encodes 229 amino acids. The transcript is spliced from 6 exons. Lineage: Eukaryota; Metazoa; Chordata; Actinopteri; Cyprinodontiformes; Cyprinodontidae. The record is from RefSeq and is a predicted model, not a curated record.
AUGAAGUUUCAGAAACUUUUUGGGUCCCUGAAAUCCGUCGUUAUUGGAAUGAUUCAUGUCAAAGCUUUGCCAGGUACUCCUCUGGGUUGUCUGAAUAUGCCGCAGAUCAUUAAAGAAGCGUGCCAUGAGGCAGAGGUCUACCUGGAUGCAGGCAUCGAUGGCUUGAUCGUUGAAAACAUGCACGAUGUCCCCUACUCGUUCAGCGUGGGCCCUGAGGUGUGUGCCUGUAUGACAGCGGUCUGCUCUGCUGUCAGAGGUGUCUGCCCCACCCUGCCUCUGGGAGUUCAGAUCCUGUCCUCUGCUAACCAGCAAGCACUGGCUGUGGCUUUAGCUUCAGGUCUGGACUUCAUCAGGGCAGAGGGGUUUGUCUUUUCUCACGUGGCAGAUGAGGGUCUGCUGAAUGCCUGCGCCGGGGACCUUUUGAGGUAUCGCAAGCAGAUCGGAGCAGACGAUGUGCAGAUCUUUACCGACAUCAAAAAGAAGCACAGUUCCCAUGCUCUGACCUCUGAUGUGACUAUAGAGGAAAUGGCCCGAGCCGCUGAAUUCUUCCUGUCAGAUGGACUCAUCAUCACUGGAGCGGCAACCGGAGACCAGGCUGACCCAUGUGAGCUCAGAGACCCAGACAGGAUGAUGGUGACCCUGUCAGCGUACAGCUCAGCCUUCACCCUGUCCAAAGUUCACUGGGGCUGA